Exophiala bonariae is the source of this 1530-nucleotide messenger RNA. RefSeq lists its product as uncharacterized. Lineage: Eukaryota; Fungi; Ascomycota; Eurotiomycetes; Chaetothyriales; Herpotrichiellaceae. Gene Ontology annotation, molecular function: alpha-L-arabinofuranosidase activity. Bases 1 to 1530 code for a protein of 509 amino acids. The record is from RefSeq and is a predicted model, not a curated record. The transcript has a single exon. Gene Ontology annotation, biological process: L-arabinose metabolic process; polysaccharide catabolic process.
AUGACCAGCUACACCCCAACCUCCUCAUCUCCCUCAAUCACAGUGUUUCCUUCUCAGAAAGUCUCGAAGAUCAAUAGGAAUAUCUAUUCUGGAUUCGUCGAGCAUAUGGGAAGAUGCAUCUACACAGGGCUGUUCGAUCCGACCAACCCCAACAAAGACCUCAUAGACUCAAAUGGAUUCCGCACAGAUGUCCUCGAGGCAUUAAAACCCCUCGAGAUACCCAUCUUUAGGUAUCCUGGAGGAAACUUCUGCGCGACCUACCAUUGGCAGGACGGUAUCGGACCAUUGGAGUCAAGACCAACACGACCCGAGCUGGCGUGGGAGACGGUCGAGACCAACCAUUUCGGCACGGAUGAGUUCAUGAAAUGGUGCAAGGCUGUCAAUGCCGAGCCAUUCCUAUGUCUUAACUUUGGAACUGGGACGCUCGACGAAGCCAUGGCGUGGGUUGAUUACUGCAAUGGCACCAGAGACACGUAUUACGCCAAUCUCCGACGUAAGAACGGCCACGAGGAGCCUUACAAGGUGAAAUACUGGGCUCUUGGAAAUGAGAUGUGGGGACCCUGGCAGAUCGAACAGAUGACUCAGGAAGCAUAUGCCGAGCGUGCCCUUCAGUGGUCCAAGGCUCUGAAGCUACUGGAUCCCAGUAUACAGCUCAUUCUGUGCGGUAAGGAAGGGGCAUCGACUUGGGAUUACCAUACUUUGAAGCAUAAUCUACAGCCUGCUGGGUUGAGCGAUCUGGGAGAAGAACGGCUCCCUCUCGUCGAUUUGCACAGCAUUCAUCUUUACACGGCUAGUGAGGAUCAUUAUGAGAACGUGACGGCACCAUUGGCGGCUGAGCGACACAUCGAAGUGUGCUCCAGCCUGAUCGACUUGGCAUUUAUCGAGAACAAGAUACCCCCAGAGCAGAAGAGACCCGGAAUCGCAUUUGACGAGUGGAACGUCUGGGACCCGAAGCGAGCGCCAGGCAGUAAAGGUGGAGAAGAGAAUUAUACUCUGUCGGAUGCUCUCGGUGUUGCGGUGUGGUUGAACGUUUUCGUCCGAAAGUCCAAGGAUGUCGAGAUGGCGUGUAUCGCUCAGAGCGUCAACGUCCUGAGUCCCCUCAUGACGAAUCAGAAAGGUAUCACCAAGCAAACAACAUGGUGGCCUUACGAACUAUUCUGCAAGUACAUGAAGGGACACACUAUUGCAGUACAUGUCGCCAGUGCUGCUUAUGAGGGUCCUACCAAGCCUGCCUGGGUUAGGGCGGUGAAAGAGACUCCAUUCUUAGAUGUGAGUGCCACGUUGGAUGAUGAGGGAUGGGUAAAUGUGGUCGUAGUCAAUCUACAUCUCGAGUCGGAUAUGGAAACUUCAAUCGGCGGCGUCAAAGAAGGAUCUACCGUCAAAGUGUACACGGUGACUGGAUCAAACGCGAAAGUUAGCAAUAUGGGAGGUAAGGAAGAGGUUAAGAUCGAAGAGUCAGACUGGGACGGCAAGAAUGGGAAGUUUGUUUUCCCUAAACUGUCUAUGACCCUGUUGAGAUGGCAAAAUUAG